AUGAUUUAUGUACAGAUGCUGGAUAAAAAAUAUGGAAGACUGACACAAAGAAAGAUCUAGAGACAAGAAAAAUAGUUGUCCGUGGGAGUCUGGGUACUAACCGCCAUUUUCAAAGUUCCAACACCAACCAAACAAGCAUUCUUACUCCCCACUAUUAUCCGUCAGAAUGGAUUCAACUGAAUACUCUUUUGAGAUGAAUAUGGAGAAGAAGCGCCUCGAAACUUUCAAGGAUUGGCCUUUUAACCAUAUGGACUGCAAAUGUACGGCAGAAAAGAUGGCUGCGGCUGGCUUCUAUCACUGUGAGACAGAUGAUGAUCCCGAUGUAGCAAGGUGCUUUGUAUGCUUCAAGGAGCUCGAUGGCUGGGAACCCGAAGAUGAUCCGUGGCAGGAGCACAAGAAACACUCGCCUAAAUGUGAGUUUGUCAAACUGAACAAAUCCUCAAAUGAAAUAACAGUGCAGCAAUUUCUUGAGCUUGAAGCAAAUCGUCAAGCUAACCGAAUGAGAAAAUAUGUUGAUGCAAAUCUAAAGGAUUUUGAGCACAUGCGUGACCAAGCAAGAGAAGAAAUGAUGAAACUUGUUCCUGAGCCCUGAAAGUUUUUUUUUUGUAAAUAUAAUAAUAGACAUAAUAGACAUAUGAUCUUUCCGUCUUUAACACUCUUUGUUAAUGUAUCAUUUACUUGUGUAAAAUAAACUUUGAAUAUAACAGAA
This is a messenger RNA of Nematostella vectensis (starlet sea anemone), 709 nucleotides long. RefSeq names its product baculoviral IAP repeat-containing protein 5. Bases 167 to 592 code for a protein of 141 amino acids. The record is from RefSeq and is a predicted model, not a curated record. Lineage: Eukaryota; Metazoa; Cnidaria; Anthozoa; Actiniaria; Edwardsiidae. The transcript has 4 exons.